This is a messenger RNA of Porites evermanni, 1936 nucleotides long. NCBI's taxonomy places the organism in Eukaryota, Metazoa, Cnidaria, Anthozoa, Scleractinia, Poritidae. The record is from the annotation of a GenBank genome assembly.
GGUUUUUUCACUGGGACUGAGAGAAGAUCCACUGUGAGGUAAUAAUUCAGGUAAAACAUAAUCUAGACCCAUGGUUCCCCUCUGAAGAAUAGGCCCUCAUAAUCUGAAAAUUACUACAGUCAAACCUCUUUAAUAUGUACACCAAAGGGACAGAAACAAGUGUCCUCUUUACACAGGUAUCCGGUCCGAUUAUAGAGGUAGAGAGUGUAUGAUUUUUGGCAUUUCUGGGACCAAACGAACUGUCCGUAAUGGAGAGGUGUCGGUAAGGAGAAGUUAGACUGUAUUGUCACAAUCUGGAAAACAGCUCUAGAAAAGAAAUAAUAACAACAUAUAAUUAUUUUGUACCCUUAAAAAAUUGUAUUAGCAAAGCUGUGCUCUAAGGAAAAUUGAAGGGAGCCUAGUGCUCUGAAACUUUAAAAUCUAGGGUGCCUGAGCGUUUGAUUUGUGUGAAAAAAGUAAGAUUUGCUAGUCACCUGAAAGCAAAAGUUACAUGCCUUGGGCCACCGGGCUCUGCUAGAGCACAGCCCAGAUUAGUAAUACAUGUAUUUAAUAAUUAUAAUCAUUAUUGUGGGAUACAAACUACAUGUACAGUGAUUUUGUUACAAAUAGUUAUGGUGAGUCCUGGGACUCAUCUUGUGAAAAAUCAUGAGUCCCUGCUGUCAUAACCAGCGAGUCCCAUUUCAAAAAAACAAGGAGUCCUAUUAAAAUUGAAAAUGCUUGGGCUUUUAUGCAAGCAGACAAUUAAUCUGGAGACAGAUGCCAAAACUCAAAACAUGUAUUAAGGUUUACUGAAAUUAAAAUGUAUAGUCCUUCUAUAUAUUUAAAGCAGAAAAAAGACAAACAAAUAUGCAUCUUUAAACAACAGCCACAGAAAUCACACGGACAGGAUAUAAUUAUUAUAAAUGUAUGAAUGAACUUGCUGAAAAUAUAAUCACAAAAAUAUAUUUCCAGCAAGAAAAACCAGUCCUCAUUGGUCUCAAAAAUUAGUUUCCACAAACCAGUAGUUGUUGUGAUGAUUUUAUAUUGGGGGAAAUGUUUUUGCCUGUGGUGGUGGUGGGGGGUUUCUUUCAUUUAUACAACAAACUUUAUUGAUUUGCAGCCCUCAGCAAACUGAAUUAUACACAGUUGUACACAGUCAGUCAAAGUUUUUGAAAGUGACCUCCUUGAGAAUGUACAAGUUGUUGCAACUAAAGCUGGUCAUUUAUCAGAGUAUAUUCUUGUCAAGUUAAAAAGCUAAAAGUGAAAAGAAGUAUUUUUUGUUCUUUAGGUCAUCUGGGCCUUGCCAGGUCAUUACGCUUCGGGAAGAAAACUUCCAUGAUGCUUUUAGUCAGGUUUGUUGAAAUGAUGAUUUUUUUAUUAUUAUAAGACAAUUUUAUUAUUAGUAUUCCACUUGACAAAGAAAAUGUGGACACAGCAAUCCAAACUGUAUGUGCGAAUGUAUCAUAUUGACUUUAUAACAUGCCACUUUAUCCCAUAUUGUACAUAAAUAGUGUUAAUGUUUAUGGGUGGUUAGUUUAUAAGGCUGUUAAGGUGUGAAUGUGUUAAGCUACUACGCUGUAAAUUAUCUGUCUAUUGUGAGGUCCUUUGUGAUUUACCAGUACUGUUUUGACCAGGGUUGUUAUUCUUCACUUGUUGCUGUUGCAACAUCUAAUAAAGCCGUUUUGAGUGGGCCAACAUGUUUGUUCAAGUUUCAAGAUAUCUUGAAGACUUUUCAUAGCAUUUUGCAAAUUUCAAAUGAAUUUAAUGAACAUUGGUUAAAAAGCUAUAUAACAUCCCAUGAUAUCUAAAGCGCUUUAAUAUUAAGGUAUCUAAUUUCAUUAACUUUGUCUGCUAUUUUAAUUUUGUUCCCUGCUUGCAGUUCACAGCAGAAGCAUCUCAACUGCAAGAACUGAAUGUAAAGUGGAAACAACAAGUAAACCAGAGAGAUGCUGAGUUG